Hippopotamus amphibius kiboko is the source of this 1976-nucleotide messenger RNA. It is a transcript of the gene SLC47A2, whose product is annotated as solute carrier family 47 member 2. Gene Ontology annotation, cellular component: membrane. Gene Ontology annotation, biological process: xenobiotic detoxification by transmembrane export across the plasma membrane. The record is from RefSeq and is a predicted model, not a curated record. Lineage: Eukaryota; Metazoa; Chordata; Mammalia; Artiodactyla; Hippopotamidae. The coding region runs from base 1 to 1704 and encodes 567 amino acids. Gene Ontology annotation, molecular function: xenobiotic transmembrane transporter activity; antiporter activity. The transcript is spliced from 17 exons.
AUGGAUGGCCCCCAGGACACGGUCUCCCCAGGCCCAGGGAGCCGCUGCCCUGCCCUCCGCAGGCUGGUCCCCAUUGGCUUUGGGUCUGAGGCGCGGACUCUCUUUGUCCUUUCCGGACCCCUGUUCCUCUUCCAGAUGCUGAACUUCAUGAUCUACGUCGUGAGCACAGUGUUCUGUGGACACCUGGGCAAGGUGGAGCUGGCGGCAGUGACCCUCUCGGUGGCUUUUGUCAACGUCUGUGGAGUUUCCAUCGGAUUCGGCUUGUCCUCGGCCUGUGACACCUUGAUGUCCCAGAGCUUCGGCAGCCCCAACAAGAAGCACAUGGGGGUCGUCCUGCAGCGGGGCACGCUGGUGCUGCUGCUGUGCUGCCUCCCCUGCUGGGCGCUCUUCCUCAACACCCAGCACCUCCUGCUGCUGUGCAGGCAGGACCCGGCCGUGGCCAGGCUGGCCCAGGAGUACGUGCAGGCGUAUAUCCCAGCUCUCCCGGCGAAUUUUAUUUAUGGCUUGCUGGCAAGAUAUUUGCACAAUCAGGGCAUCGUGUGGCCCCAAGUCCUCAGUGGUGUCGCGGGCAACUGCGUCAAUGGCCUGGCCAACUACAUCCUGGUUUCCGUGCUGGGUCUGGGGGUCAGGGGCUCUGCCUUCGCCAACACGGUCUCCCAGUUCCUGCAGGCCGUCGUUCUCCUGCUCUGCAUCACGCUGAAGAAGCUGCACCUGCAGACAUGGGCAGGCUGGUCCAGCCAGUGCCUGCAGGACUGGGGCCCCUUCUUCUCUCUGGCCGUGCCCAGCAUGUUCAUGACUUGCGUCGAGUGGUGGGCCUACGAGAUCGGGAGCCUCCUCGUGGGCCUGCUCAGCGUGCUCGACCUCUCUGCCCAGGCCGUCAUCUACGAGGUGGCCACGGUCGCCUACAUGAUUCCCAUGGGACUCAGCAUCGCGGUCUGUGUCCGAGUGGGGACGGCCCUGGGAGCUGCAGACACCGCGCAGGCCAAGCGAUCGGCCGUCUCUGGCACCCUCUGCACAGUCGGCACCACGCUGGUCGUGGGCACCCUGUUGAGCCUCCUGAGAAAUAAACUGGGCCACAUCUUCACCAGUGAUGAAGAAGUGGUCGCCCUGGUCAACAAGGUCCUGCCGCUUUACAUCGUCUUCUACCUGUUUGAGGCCAUCUGUUGUCUCUACGGCGGGGUCCUCCGGGGGACCGGCAGGCAGGCCUUCGGGGCCGUCGUGAAUGCUGUCAUGUACUACGUCGUCGGCCUCCCGCUGGGCAUCGUGCUGAUAUUCGUGGUGGGGCUGGGGGUUGCGGGCCUGUGGCUGGGCAUGCUGGCCUGUGUCAUCCUGGCCGCCACGGCCUUCAUCACCUACACCGCCCGGAUGGACUGGACGCGGGCUGCAGAGGAGGCGCAGAAACACACGGGGCUGCCGCCGCAGAGCACUGCAAGCACGGCCCCCAGACCCAGACCCGGGCCCGAGAAAGCCGUGGUAUCUUCAGUGGCCACGGGCAGCUCCCCUGGCGUGACCCUGAUGACGUUCUCAAGGCCCGAGGGCCGCCUGCACCUCUGCAGGACUCCGGAUGCAGCCCAAGCCCUGCCAGCUGCCCCUGGCAGACUGUCAGCCAAACAACUGGCCAUCCGCCGGGGGGCUGCGCUGGGGGCGGCAGUGGGCACACUGGUGGUGGGGCUUGCCCUCAGGGUCCUGACCGCCAGGCCCUAGCAGGACAGUGGAGACGGAAAGGAAGUCGAGAGUGGCCCCCACCCCACGGCCGGUGCAGACGGGCACCUUGGACCACUCCUCAAAAACAGACCUUCAGCUGGUGCCUCGUGGGAUGUGAUGGGUCUGAAUGGUGGUGAACGGCUCUUCAGAAGACCUCAGCCGACCAGACAGUGAGGCUUCUGGGGUUGCUACCAUUACUCAAUAAUGUAAACUGGAGAUUUCAAAUCGAAACAAAAUGGCAAACGCCACUGUUAUAUUAAAAAGUAUGUAUU